Messenger RNA from Acaulospora morrowiae, 3054 nucleotides. The record is from the annotation of a GenBank genome assembly. NCBI's taxonomy places the organism in Eukaryota, Fungi, Glomeromycota, Glomeromycetes, Diversisporales, Acaulosporaceae.
AUGGCAAAGUGGUUACAGGACGCAAUUAAUGAACACCAUAUAAUCUCGAUUCCCUUUGAUAAUUUUACAAAGCAUGAGGUCAUAACUAGAGGGGCAUUCGGCGAAGUGACUCGAGCUUACUGGAAAAGUGGCGAAAAAACUGUGGCAUUGAAAUCAUUAAUUAGCAACCCUUCUUCGGACAGUGAAUCCUUCAAGGAAUUUGUUGAUGAGUUCAAGUUAAUCCGUUCGGUCGAUUUUCAUGAUAAUGUUAUUCGAUUCUUUGGCGUAAGUCAAGGCGAAAAUAUUUUAGACAUAACACGUAAGAUUUCUGGAGGAGGCAGGGAGGAUCCUUAUCCAGGUACUCCCGAAGAGUAUAAAAAACUUUAUAAACAGGCUUGGGAUAAUGAUCCGGCUAAUCGUCCAUCAGUUGAUCAGAUUCGAUAUGAGUUAGAUAAAAUGUUAGUUCCAAGCAAAGAACCGGUUCCUGGACAAAAUCCUCCUGAGCCCCCCGAAAAAAUCCCCAUUCCCGAACAGAAACCUCCACAAAAACCCGAAAAACCCGAGGAGCUUAAGUAUGGUCAAAAAAAUCCACAGGUACCACCGAAACCAAUCGGUGUCGAUGCAGCAAGUAGCGUCCCUGUACAAAAAAGGGUCACUUUCGAUCAAAAAAUCAUUUCCGAACGAUCACUCCAGAAUUCUUUAGAAGAAACUCGAUCGAAUUAUAAUGAACCAAAUUACGCUCAUUCCCAGCCAGUAAAUAAUUAUCACCAGGAUACUAACACAAGUGCUAACUUACGAGGAUCUACCACCUCCGACCUCUCGAAUCACAAUGAGUACGUCGAUUCCAAUGCAAAUGUCUUACAAGGGUCAUCACAGUCAAAUACUCAAUCACACACCCAACAAUACAUGGAAGCAAUCAAUCAAAAUACCAAAAUAGAUCAUCCUAUAGCGCCAACUAUCCCACCAAACAAACCUAAAAAAAAAAGCAAAUCCCUGUUUUCCAAUUCUACUCCCAUAUACAAUGUUCAGACCAAUCAGCACCCCGUCUCACAUAGCGAUUCUCAACAACGGUCCGUUCAACCAGCCCAGUCAACUCCCAUGGGACCAAUCGGUCAACAUUCGAACCGGGAAAAUUUCACGCUAGAUAGAAAUUAUACCUGGGCAUCAUCGAAUUCGACAUUAACUCCGAAUGAAUCAAAAUUUUAUUUUAAUCAAAAUGUUAGGGGAUCAAAUACAGAGAACAAAUCAUCCCCUGAUAAUUUUGUAAGAUCGCACCCGUCCGAUCAGCAAUUUUCUGGAAAUGUCAACAAUACUACACCGAAUAUACAAGUUUUAAAUUCCCAACCUCAUACGUUUUUAUCAUCUCAGUAUCAAACCCAGCAAAAUAUACCAAAUCCAAUGACUGAUGUUAAUAAUCAACAACCACCUAAUUUUGCUGAUUCACAAUUUCAUCAUGGUCAUACGGAAUUUUCCGCGUCAGUUCAAUAUCACAACCAGAGCAUUGAGAGAACAACGAUAGGUAUCAAUAAUCAACCACCACCUAAUUUUACAAAUCCACAUUUCAACAAUGACAUCCCAUAUUCUCGAACUGAAUUUUCGAUGCCAGUCCAGCGUCAGAAUCAACACGAGAUCAAUUCCAGUUUCGUGGCUCCACAAUUUGUCAAUGGCAAUCACAACUUAAACCAACAAUUUCAACAUUCCUUGCCAAUUCUACACCAAGCUCAACAAAAUGUCAAUUAUAACGCUCAUCUCGGUGGAACAGGUUUUAACAACCCACAGCCUAUUAACAAUAAUGUUAAUCAAAGCUUUGAUUCAGUUAGUCAUCCACAACCAACCCAGUUCCAAACUCAACACCAGGAUGUCCAAAAUUCUAAUUUAUACAACCAGCAGUAUUACGCGAGUUUUGAUCAAAAUGGUCAACAGGUUAAUUUUGCGAACGCCCAUCAUCAGGAGUUUCCCAUGCAAAACCAAAAUUAUCAGGCACAAAGUUAUAUUAUGCCGCCGAAUCACACCGGUCAAUUUAAUAACAAUUAUGCCGAAUCAAAUUUAAAUUAUGAUUCACAGCAACCGUAUACGCAUAUGCCUGUUUCCCAAAAUCCGAAUAUUCCCAAUGAACAUCGAGGAUUUGAUAAUAAUCUUGCCAGGGAAGUUACGAAUUCUCCUCAAUCACAAAUAUAUGUAAGUAUUUACGAGGAUCCACAAACGGAUGUAUAUUGUAAAGAAAUAUUGGAACGUUUUACUAAAGAAUACCAGAAUAUUUAUGGCUACGAAGAUCCAGAAAAAUGCAAUGCCGGGUAUCACUGUAUCUUUGGCGAUGAAAAAGGACUGAUUUAUCAUCUUAAUAUAGAUGGUAAUGUUGACGGUGCGUAUAAGGUUAUUGAUAUGAAUGAACCUCUCGUAUUAAUUGCAGCAAAAAACUGUGGUGGGAAAAAGAUGAUCAAUGUAUUCCAACGCCUCAAGGAAAGAAAUGCGGAUUUCAGUGUGACAUCGAAAUUAGGGAAGACGGCAUUCCACCUUUUGCUUGAAAACAAAAAACUUCGUAAAAAUAUAAUUGAAAAAUCGGCGACUGAAAAGUUUCAAAAUAACAUUAAAAAGAUCAUUGAGUUUCUCGCGGAAAAUAAUUGUGACAUCAAUGCGAAAGAUAAUAGCAACAGAACAAUUUUAUCUUAUUGUUUAACUGAAUCAUACCAUCAUCAAGAACACAUCCCCUUCAUUUCAUCGCUGUUAAAGAAUAAUGCGAAUCCAAAUAUCCCAGUAUAUUUACCAGGCAAAGUCCAUGCGCCCAAUGCCUUGUUUUUGGCUAUAAGAUAUCGUUGGCCUGUCGAGGUGCUAAAAUUAUUAUCCAUAUAUGGUGCUGACAAAGAGAAGGAAGAUGAUGAUGGCAAUGAUUUGUUAUUAUUGACAGUGGCUCCGGAGAAGGGAAAAAAGCAAAUAGAAUCAAUGAUUUGGGUCUUGGAAAAUAGUAGACGCGCAACCCAGGAUAAAAAUAUUAAGGAAGCCCGAAAACAUACCGAGCUUAUGUCCAAAGAAUGGAAGAUACUAGUGGGGUUUGGAAAAAAAACGAAGAGUACAUAG